Messenger RNA from Nelumbo nucifera (sacred lotus), 6849 nucleotides. NCBI's taxonomy places the organism in Eukaryota, Viridiplantae, Streptophyta, Magnoliopsida, Proteales, Nelumbonaceae. The record is from RefSeq and is a predicted model, not a curated record.
AUUAUCUCGUGAAAACGAACCUCCCUUUCUGCCUGCAAAAAACGCGAGACCUUCUCUCUCCAAACCGAACACAGACGGGCGAGGAUAACAAACAAAAACAAUUUGACGCUUCGACGGAUCCGAACGGAACCAAAAAAAGAAUUUAACAGAAAACCCUAACCCUAGUUCGCGAAUUUUCCCGCCACCGACUUCGCUUUCCCUCGCUAUCUCGCUCUGUCUCUCCGUCUUUCUUUGCAUGAGAGGGCCGUAACCAGGGCUAGGGUUAGGGUUAGGUUACUAGGGUUAGGGUUUGGGGGAAUGGACUGUUUUGGCUCGUCGCGGCCAUGACUGGAAGCCGAUGCUCUCGGCGGAAGAUGAUGGGUAGGGGUGCGGAGGGAGGUUGUGGGACUGAACAGAAGCCUUGCCCCGUUUCUAGGGUUUCCAACAACAAAUUUCCCGCCAAACGACAACAGCAGCAACCGGCCGAGAUUGAUUUCUACGCGCAGGCUCGGAAGGCGCUCUCCGAGCGUUGCCCCUAUGAGUCUGACGAUGUUCCACCGUCUAGGGUUUCUACGCUUCCCGUUGGGUUGGCUGAUUUCCUGUCGAAGUAUUCUGAUGGUAGGAAGAAGCAUAAGAAAUCUCAUUCGGAGGCCGUAGCUAAGAAGGCUUCGGGGCACGGGGCAGUGUCACAGCCACAGGUUUCGAACAUUUGGGUAGAGAUGGAGGACUACUUCAGGCCUGUUAUGUUGAAUGAUAUCGACAAUUUGUUUGCUUUGGGGACUCCUCUUGGUUACUCAGCAGCUGACUUGUCGCGUUUUUCUAUUCCUAAAGUGCGGGAAGCUGUGGAAGGAAAUGUAGAUUCUUCUUCCACCGCUGGAACUGAUGCCAAUGCAGUUGAAGUUGAGGUGAAGCCGGCAAUUGGUGCUAAUGAGCUGGAGAACGCGAGGACAGUUGCUGAAGAGGCGGUUGUUCCAGAAGAUACGGAGAUGGAGGAACCUGUUUCUGAGGAGGUGGGUGAUAAGGAGAUAAAGGAGGAAGAGCAAUACAUGGAAAUUGACAGUGGGGGAGCUGAUAUUUUGCCACAAGAAGAAAUGACCUCUUCAGUGAUGCCGUCCUCUUUUCCAUUGUGGCCUAGUUUAGAGUGGCUUUUGGGAUCCAGGAAUAAGAUUUUACUUACCUCGGAGCGGCCCUCCAAGAAGAGGAAGCUCCUAGGCGGAGAUGCAGGCUUAGAGAGACUGGUCGUUGCACGACCAUCGGAAGGACAGGGUUCAUUCGUCUGCCACGUAUGUUGCCUGGGCGAAACUGGGGAACAGUCAAAUCAGUUGCUGGUCUGUGGUUCUUGUAAUGCUUCAGUUCAUCAGAAAUGCUAUGGCGUGCAAAAUGUUCCGGACGUGUCAUGGUUGUGUUCUUGGUGUAAGCAGCAGGCUGAUGUGAAAACUGGGUUGCUAGGAAAAGGAACUGUUGGUAAUGGCAACGGAUUAUUUUCUAGGCCCUGUGUGCUUUGCCCAAAACAGGGUGGUGCUUUAAAACCAUUGGGCAAGGACGGUGUUGAAAGCAAAAGUGGUGGUGCUGUGAAGUUUGCACACUUGUUUUGUUGUCAAUGGAUGCCUGAGGUAUAUGUAAAAGACACAAAAAUUAUGGAGCCAAUUAUGAAUGUGGAAAGUAUAAAGGAUACACGGAGAAAAUUAGUUUGCAAUUUAUGCAAGGUGAAGUAUGGCGUUUGCAUUCGCUGUAGCCAUGGAACUUGCAGAACUUCUUUUCAUCCUAUAUGUGCAAGGGAGGCAAAACAUAGGAUGGAAAUCUGGGGAAAGACUGGUUUUGAAAAUGUUGAACUGCGGGCCUUUUGUUCAAAGCACUCAGAGUUUCAGGAAGUUAGUGCAAACCAGCAUUCAAGUAGCCUACUCUCUGUGAAUGUUGGUUGUGAUUCUUCUGCAGCCAACGAAUUGCCUGUUACAUUGCUGGAAGACAAACCACAUAAGUUAAAUCUGGGACCUAGGAAUGGAGACAACAACAUGGUUCAUGUUAAUAGAAAGGAUGCUAAUUUAGAUAAAUUGGAUAAUGUUAUGACACCAUUGGAACAAGAUGCCAAACAUAUUUCAGAAUGUGGUGAUACACAAGAAUCUAUUGGCGUUGUGCCACAUGAGAGAAAUAACAAUGGGGAGAUUAACCUACCUGAUUCCUUAGAUUUUGUACAGAUUCUGAAGAAGUUAAUUGAUCGAGGGAAAGCUUUUCUGAGUGAUGUAGCACUAGAAAUUGGCAUUUCAUCUGAUUCAUUGGCUGCAGUGCUUGCGGUACUCAGAAAAGGUGAUCGCUCGUCAUUUCUCCCUGACUUGAGAUGCAGGAUAACUAAGUGGCUUGGGAAUCAUGCUUAUAUGAGUGAUUCUCAGAAAAAAUUGAAAAGUGGGAGGAAUUCCGCUAUUUCAUUAAAGGUCGGUGUAGCAGGUCCUGAUGGAUCAAAUGCUGUUGUGGUUGCCAGUCCCGAUGUUCGUGAUAAUGUUCAUGUUAAAUCGGUGCCACCAAGAAGGAGAACAAAAAGCAACAUAAAGAUUUUGAAGGGUAGCAAAGUUGUGUGCCCAUCUAAGGAAACAUCUAUGCACAAAAACGAGAAUGGAGCAAUGAUAGUUAAUCAACACACACUUGUUCUCACUGAAGAUCCGAAAAAUGGUUCCAGUAAUGAGCCUCUUUCUCUUGAUGGAUAUUGUUGUAAAGAUCCAGGUGGCAUUGAAAAGGUGUUGGGUUCUUCUGUAGGACAGCCAACUAAAUCUAAAGUGGAUUCUGCUGAACCUGCUAAAAGCAACAUAUUGGAGAAUGGUGAAUUAGGAUACUAUGAUACUUCUAUUGAGGAUGUUCCAGUCACUUCUAGUGGGGAGCGAUCAAGUUGUGUUGUUGAUGCAGCAGUGCCUAUUAUGAAUGGCCACAUAAGUGGAGAAGAUGCUUCAAGUUGUUAUACUCACCCAUUUAUCAGCAAAAGGUUGAUACAAAUGCAGACUAUGUUUUUCAAGCAGAAAAACUCAGUUCCUGAAUGUGAUGAUUCAAGGGAGAAAGGUAUGCCUUCCAUGGAUGGAGAUUACACUGCCAGUGUUUACUGUAAUUACCAAGAUCGACUUUCAACUUGCAGUGACAUGGAUAUAUCAGAACAGUUGGUUAAGGCCCGGAAAAUGGGAAUUUUGGAUCUUUCUCCAGAAGAUGAAAUAGAAGGACAACUUAUUUACUUUCAGAAUAGGCUAAUAGACAAUGCAAUUGCAAGAAAACGUCAUUGUGAUAAUUUAAUUUUUAGGGUUGCAAAAAGACUUCCCCAGGAGAUUGAUGAUGCAAGGAAGCAAAAAUGGGAUGCGGUGCUUGUCAACCAGUAUCUUUGUGAACUCAGAGAAGCCAAGAAACAGGGUAGGAAAGAGAAAAGGCACAAAGAGGCUCAGGCAGUGCUUGCUGCUGCAACGGCUGCAGCAGCAGCCUCUUCAAGGAUUUCAUCACUUAGGAAGGAUGGACAUGAUGAAGCUGCUCAUCAUGAGAGUCUGUCGAAGUUGAACACAGUCAGUGGGAGGGCUGGACCUUACUCUCCAUUGUUACCACGAGCAAAGGAGACACUGUCAAAGUUAGCUGUUGGAAGGGUGUCAUCUGAAAAGCAGUCGGACAGCUUUCAGUUGUCAUAUGAUUUUCCAAAAGAACAAUCAAGAUCAUGUGAUAUUUGUAGACGACCUGAGACAAUAUUGAAUCCGAUUUUAGUUUGUUCUAACUGCAAGGUUGCAGUUCACUUAAUUUGUUAUCGCAAUGUUAAAGAUCAAAUUGGUCCAUGGUACUGUGAAUUGUGUGAAGAUCUAUUACCAUCUAGAAGCCCUACAGGUCCAGCUGUGAAUUCUCAGGAGAAGCCUUCUUUUGUUGUACAUUGUGCUUUAUGUGGUGCCACUUCUGGUGCCUUUAGAAAGUCAACUGAUGGCCUGUGGGUUCAUGCCUUCUGUGCUGAGUGGGUGCUGGAGUCAACUUUCAGAAGGGGUCAACAAAAUCCUGUUGAAGGGAUGGAGGCCAUUUCAAAGGAAAGAGACGUUUGCUUUAUUUGUCAUCGCAGAGUUGGUGUAUGUAUCAAGUGUAACUAUGGUCACUGUCAGAGCACAUUUCAUCCAUAUUGUGCUAGAAAUGCUGGCCUCUUCAUGCAUGUAAAGACUGGUACAGGCAAGUUGCAGCAUAAAGCUUAUUGUGAAAAGCAUAGCUUGGAGCAGAAAGAAAAGGCUGAAACUCAACAACAUGGGGUGGAGGAGCUAAAAGCUAUAAAACAAAUAAGGGUUGAACUGGAAAGGUUACGCCUACUUUGCGAGAGAAUUGUCAAACGGGAAAAGUUGAAGCGAGAAUUGGUUCUUUGCUCACAUGAUAUACUUGCUUCAAAAAGAGAUGCUGUUGCUUUUUCUGUGCUCGUUCACAGUCCUUUCUUUCAACUUGAUGUUAGUUCAGAAUCGGCUUCUACCAACCUCAAGUGUGUGGAUGACCAUAAAUCCUGCAGUGAAACUAUCCAUAAACCAGAGAACGCCACCUUUGAUGGCAUGACCUCUGGUAAACGACGAGUUAUGGUUCCUGUUCCCAUGGAUUUUGAGCAGAAAAUUGAUGAUAGCUCAACAUCUCAACACAUAGGCACACGAAGACCAACCGAGAGGAUGGCCUUUUCCGGGAAGCAACUUCCUCAUAGACCUGCACCUGUUGCCUCACGAAACUCCACGGAUGAAGGGGAAAGGAAAUCCAAGUCAAGAAAGCACACUGAGACUUUUCAAAAAGAGCUGGUAAUGACAUCAGACCAAGCAUCCGUGCAGAAUCAGCGGUUACCUAAAGGUUUUGCUUAUGUUCCUCUUGACUGCCUAUCAAAAGAGAAGCUAGUUGCCCGUGACACGGCUUCUCAUGAACCAUUGGAACGUGAUGGGUAGGGCUUGAUAUUGACUUAUGUGGGUUUUGAUUGCCUUUCUCAUGGCCAACGACCUUUUAUCCUGGCUACUCUGCUCGGAGGUUCACAUACAUUUAAUUGCGAAAUUUGAGUGGAAAAAGGAUAAUGAUCCAAUGGGAUAGGGUUUUGGCCAAGUGCAUCCUUAAAUAGGAAUUGCUGCUUGGGUUCAGAGAGCAAAGUUUUGACAUCAUUGUUGUAUAUUUAUCCCGGGGAAACUGUACAGAGGGUGAGAGUUGGUCUCAAUUACAUGUAUGCUGACAAGCUUCAGUUGCUUUAUCUGGCUGCUUGUCUCCCUGGUGGAAGGAUAACAUGGAAGCUAUGCUUCUUCCCUGUAACUGUAUAUGAGGAAUUAGAAGGUAUCCUUAUGUUGCAUACUCUGUAAAGUUAGUGUAUAUAUUUCUUGAUUUAGUCAACGCAUUUGCAUGAAAUACCUUACAAGGUUCAGAUAGCUGAUAUUUCUACUGUUAGUUUCUGCACAGCACUCUUGUAAGUCUUUUUAAAGAUAUACAUAGUGUCUGAAAUUAUUUUCCGAUGUUAUGCCAUUUAGGUUAACCUAUCACAUUCACGACGUGGCUAUUUUUUUCAAGGUUUAUUGACAUUGGUUCAUUUGGAAGCUGGAUUUUUAUUGUUCUCCAUUGUUAUCGUUUUUCUUUUUCUGCUAAAAUAUUGUGAACUUUGGAUCACCAUGGUCAUUGUUUGUGUUCGUAGUAAGCAUGAUAGAUUAUUGAGAUUCUUAAACUUAUUGUGAGAGAACGCACUGUAUUGCUCUAAUGCCCUUUUGACAUUGUUUAUUUCUGACUUUUCUGCCUUGAUAUGAAAGCUUUGGCUUUUAUGUUAUUUUUGAUGCUUCAAGUCAUGGUCUUUCUUGAUGUGGCAUUCCUGUUGGGGAGGGAGACGUGGCCUUUUACUGUAAGUUUUCCCAGGACCUCAAAUGGAUGUCACGAGAAGGUGCAUUUACAAGCAGUUUAACCAUUGCGACACGUGUUUCUAAUUGAUGGUUCAGUUUUUACUUGUGUGGACCACACAACUGAUUGCUGGUAAGGGUUUCCUUGACAAUGAACAGAAGUCAUGGUUUCGUCAUAAUACCAGGCUUAUUUUUUCUAGAAAAUUUGUCACUGACUGAAUACGUUCUCAAAUGAAUUUUAUUCCCUUUGUUCAGAGCAGCAGCAGUAUCUUAGGAAUUUCUUGGUUGCACUAUUCCAAUUCAUGCAUAUUGAUAGACUAAAUUGCUAUGGGACUAGGGCAGGAAAAUAGGGGAUGAUGAGUGUUCACUUAAAACAAGAUCCCAAGAGCUAUGUGGCAAAAUAAACAGUAUUUUGGGUAUGAGAACCAGAACUUGAUAGCAUGUGUACCAGUUGGAAGUUGCUACCAUUUUUACAUUGGGCCGUUUUUACAACUGCUGGACAGAAAUGUUGAUCAAGGCCAUAUGGUUUAUGAUGUUCAUGCUUACUCAUUACUUGGUUCGUUUGUGUAAGAUCGUAUUACAAUUAGCAGCAUUAUCCUUUUUUGUUGAGAUGCCGCAUGCCAAUAAUUUCUCUGAAAAGAUUUAUUCAUGUUAACAUUGUUUAAUAAGGUAUUUUACUGUGAUGUUGAACUAAAGUACUUCCACAACCACCCAUUCGUGACAUAAAGUGGAAGAUGGAGCCUGGAGGAAUGCUGUGAUUUGGUUGCCCUUUCCUAGACGUCUGCUUGGUAAUGAAGAGAAACUUUGGCCAUGCUGUCAUUGCCAAGUGAAGCCUUUUCCUCUAUUUAAGCAACAAAGCAGUUGUGAGAUUGAUUAUGUUACUGAGCAACUGUUGAAAUAUUUUCUAAAAAACAAUUUAGGCACUGAUCUCUCUAUGUGGUUGAGUGGUUCAUAAUAUGCUUGAUUUCUGUUUCUACCAUAUUUCACUGUGACAUGGCAUCUUGGACAAUGUAAAGAUCAAAAGUAAACCCUUGAGAUAGAA